Molecule: messenger RNA, 449 nt
Organism: Staurois parvus
Lineage: Eukaryota; Metazoa; Chordata; Amphibia; Anura; Ranidae
Source: the annotation of a GenBank genome assembly
UGAUGCUGUGGGCUUGUGAUAGACUCCCAGCUAAUUACUUAGCUCAGGAAGAUUAUGCAGCCCAUUUCCUGUUGGGACUUAUUGAUGAUCUACAGCAUUGCUUAGUAAACAAAAUGUGCCCCAACUACUUUAUUCCUCAAUGCAAUAUGCUAGAGCACCUUUCAGAGGAUACAGUGAUGUUACAUGCUAGAAAGCUGUCUUCUGUGAGAUCAGACCCUGCAGAACACCUUCGGACGGCCAUUGAACAUGUGAAGGCUGCCAACCGACUCACCCUGGAUCUCCAGAGGAGAGGAAGCACCACUAGCAUACCAUCACCACAGUCUGAUGGAGGAGACAAUAACCAGCCAGAUGAUCGGUUAGCCAAAAAAUUGCAACAGCUAGUAACUGAAAACCCAGGAAAGUCUAUCUCUGUCUUCAUCAACCCUGACGAUGUUACCAGGCCUCAUUUU